CUUCAGGCUGGGCUGGCAUACGGCUAGAAGCAAGUGUGAGCACGCAUCACGAACUGUCUAUAAACUUCCUUUCAGCCCAGCCCUCAUCCAGCGUUCUCGUCACCAAUAGCAAAAUGGCCCUUAACUUGACCAUGCAGGCCGUCGUGUACAGCGGUACACCGUACAACGUGUCUGUUAUGAAUGUGCCUCGACCCACGAUCAUCAAUGGUACGGAUGCUGUUGUCCGUAUUACAACUUCGGCCAUCUGCGGCUCUGACCUCCACAUGUACCAUGGGGUUCAAGGUGGAACACCACCAUGGGUGAUGGGACACGAGGCACUUGGAUGGAUCUCCGAGGUUGGCGAUGCCGUGUCUUCACUAAGUGUUGGCGACUAUGUGGUGAUCCCCGACAACAUUGCAACUGGCCAUUUGGACAUGCAUCCUCCUGCCAUGGACUCUUUCGGUACUGGAGCCGAGCUGGGUGGACUCCAAGCUGAAUAUGCACGCGUACCCUUUGCCGCCGACUCUCUGAUCCCCAUUCCCUUGACUGCCAACACGACCAAUUCCACCAUCGAACAAGACUACAUGACCGUGUCGGAUAUCUUUGCCACUGGCUGGUCUGCCAUCACCUACUCCGGGUUCGAGCCAGGGGACUCGGUCGCAGUAUUCGGGGCUGGCCCUGUUGGUCUUUUGGCUGCAUACUCCGCUAUACUCCGUGGCGCAUCGCGUGUUUAUUCUAUCGACCGUGUUCCCAUGCGCUUGGAACGCGCUGAGUCAAUCGGAGCGAUUCCCAUCAAUUUUGCCGAAACAGACCCAGUCGCACAGAUCCUCUCCCUCGAGCCCGAUGGGGUCACCAGAGCCGUGGACUGCGUGGGAAUGGAGGCCGUCAACAGAACGGGAGAUAUCGAUGAGAAUAUUGUACUGGAAAAUAUGGUCGGCGUCGCCGCAUCACAGGGCGGGCUGGGCCAAGUUGGCGUCUACAUGGCUCAAGCUAGUUCUCCUGGUGCACCGCUGGGAGAUACUCUCUCCCCAAAUGUCUCGUUUCCCAUCACGGAGUUCUUUGGCAAGCAUCUGCGAUAUGAAGCGGGGGUUGUGGAUCCCAAGGUCGUAGCUCCUGAGCUGGUGCAGUUGAUUGCUUCUGGUGUCGCAAGCCCUAGUUUUAUCACGAGCGAGGCCAUCAGGAUCGAGGACGCGCCCAGAUAUUAUCAGCGGUUUGACCGUCAUCAGGAGCUCAAGGUGUAUAUACAAUUUCCUUAGAUUAGGGUUGGACGUGCGAUGCCGCAAUGUAUGUCAGCUCUACAGCACUCCAAUAUAAGUUUGCACCUCUCCAAGUAUAUGUUGCCUCCUACAAGGUGUGCUGUUGGCGAGAACUGCAUAACAUUAU
Messenger RNA from Aspergillus versicolor CBS 583.65, 1362 nucleotides. Its product is annotated as glutathione-independent formaldehyde dehydrogenase. The transcript is spliced from 2 exons. The record is from RefSeq and is a predicted model, not a curated record. NCBI's taxonomy places the organism in Eukaryota, Fungi, Ascomycota, Eurotiomycetes, Eurotiales, Aspergillaceae. Bases 114 to 1235 code for a protein of 373 amino acids.